Molecule: messenger RNA, 1411 nt
Organism: Eurytemora carolleeae
Lineage: Eukaryota; Metazoa; Arthropoda; Copepoda; Calanoida; Temoridae
Product: S-modulin
Exons: 10
Coding region: 250-1161 (303 amino acids)
Molecular function (GO): calcium ion binding
Source: RefSeq, a predicted model, not a curated record
GCUCUUGAGGUUAAAGCUUUUCUAGAUAUAAAAGUUCUAGGUCCAUAUGCUUCUCAAGAAGGUUUUAAGAUUUCAAUCUUCUAUGUUUUGAGAAUCUCCUGUUCUCAAUGUUUAGUUAUUAUAAUCCUUUUGCCUUUUAUAAUAUAAAAAGUAGAACGAAAAAACCAUAGAACUAUAAAAAAUAUCCCCAGGGUGUCCAGAGAACAUUUCUCCAGGUACUCAGGUGCUUCAAGGACUAUAGGUGAUCCCAUGGAUAGAAGAGCAGGGUUGAGAAGGAAGAGCAAACAUGUAGAGUAUCCAGACCAUCUCAGGGAUUUUAUUGACUCCAUAGUUCUGAAAGAAGAUAAUGAUCCUAAACAAAGAAUGAAGAGAGCAAAUGAAAAAAGAAGAAAAGUAGAAACUGAAAAAAAUACAAGAAAGAAAGUGUUUAACGGAUUGAUUACAGAAGAAGAUAUAAUCGCACUGGGGAAAAGUUUGAAAGUAGAGUUUCCUAGCGGAAAUAUCAGUAAACCCCAGACAAAGGAGAUUGUAAGCAAAAUUUUCCCAAGAUUUGACGCUGGUAUAGUGAUGAAGAAUAUAUUUCAAGUAUUUGAUACUUCAAAUACAGGCAAAAUAUUUCCAAACGAACUGAUCUGGGUUUUCUCAAUGUCCAUUCAAGGGAAAGUUGAGGAGAAGUUAAAAUGGAUGUUUAAACUGUAUGACAAGGAUGGAAACGGAGAAAUAGAUCCUGAAGAAAUGGAAGAUAUAUUUACUAAACUUUGUAAGGAAUUUACAUCAGAUGAAUUGUAUGACGAGAAAAACAGCUGGAUGAUCAUGAUUUCACAAAAGAAAAGACAAGGAGAAGAGUUGAAGAAGAAUUUACAAAAAUCUACAAAAAAAUUAAAGAAAAAACAGUUCAAGAAACCGCAAGAAUACGAAAAGGAAAGUGAUGAUGAAGAUAGAGUUGAGAUAUUAAAAAUUGUUGCUCAGCAGCUUAAAGAUCCACAGAGAGAUUGUAAAAAGUUUGAUCCAAGUAAAAGAGCCAAAGAAAUCUUCUCAGCGUUGGACCUGAACGGGGAUGGAUCAGUGACUGAAGAUGAAUUUAUCAGUGGAUGUAUGAGUGAUGAGGCCUUUGUCAAGGUUAUUGAUGAAUUCAGUAUGGAUUUUAUUUGGAGCUCUUAAUAACAGAUUCAUACGUUAGUUACUAUAGUAAUUAGUAGCAAGUAAUUAGUGACUAGUAAUUCGUAACUAGUAAGUAGUAACUAGUAACUAGUAGUUAGUACCCUAGUAACUAGUAACUUAUAACCAGUAACUAGCUACUAGUAACUAGUAAUUAGUACCUUAGUAACUAGUAAUUAGUAACUAGUGACUAGUAAUUAGUAAUUAGUACCCUAGUAACUAGUAACUAGCAACUAGUAACAAGUAAUUAGUA